AUGGGUCGGAUCAAGAAGAAGGGCGAGUCCGGUGCGGCCAAGAACUACAUCACCCGCACCCAGGCCGUCAAGAAGCUCCAGAUCAGCCUCCCGGACUUCCGCAAGCUGUGCAUCUGGAAGGGCAUCUUCCCCCGUGAGCCCAACAACCGCCGCAAGGCCAGCAAGAGCGCCACCGCCUCCACCACCUUCUACUACGCCAAGGACAUCCAGUACCUGCUGCACGAGCCCCUGCUGCAGAAGUUCCGCGACCAGAAGGUCCUCGAGAAGAAGAUCUCCAAGGCCCUCGGCCGCGGCGACGUCAGCGAUGCCGCCAGGCUCGAGCGCAAUGCCUCGCGGCCCGAGAAGACCGGCAAGCCCGCCUACACCCUCGACCACCUCAUCCGCGAGCGCUACCCGACCUUUGUCGAUGCCCUGAGGGACUUGGACGACGCCCUCUCCAUGCUCUUCCUCUUUGCCAACCUCCCCUCCACCUCCAGCGUGCCCGCCAAGAUGAUUGCCCGCUGCGAGCGCCUGUGCCUCGAGUUCCAGCACUACAUGAUCGUCUCGCAGAGCUUGCGCAAGUCCUUCCUGUCCAUCAAGGGCAUCUACUACCAGGCCACCAUCCAGGGCGAGGACAUCCUGUGGCUCGUCCCCUACAAGUUCAACCAGCGCGUCGUGGGCGACAUCGAUUUCCGCAUCAUGGGCACUUUCGUGCAGUUCUACAUGACCCUGCUCAAGUUCGUCAACUUCAGGCUCUACAGCUCCAUCGGCCUGGUCUACCCGCCCAAGUUUGACCAGAAGAAGGACGACUCCGCUGCAGAGCUCGGCGCCUUCACCAUCGAGGGCAACCACGCUACCGCUAUCCAAGAGGCCCCAGCCCACGCGCCAGCGACCGGUGGCGAGACGGAGAAGGCCACAGACCCCGCCACACAGGCAGCCGUCAACAAGCUCAUCAAGCAGAUGAAGGACACAGAGGUCGAGGCCAAGUCCACCGAGGCGGACGCGGCCUCCGCCGAGAAGGAGGACGAGGCUACCAACAGCAUUGACAAGUUUGAGCCUGCCGCACCUGGCGGUGACGUACUCCCGCAACCCACACACUCCGGAAGCGACCCUUCCUCUCUGUUCGCCAACUGCACAUUCUACCUAUCGCGUGAGACCCCGAGGCAACCGUUGGAAUUCAUCCUCAAGGCUUUCGGGUGCAAGCGUGUUGGCUGGGACGCUGUCCUAGGCGAGGGUGCGUACACCACAAACGAGCGCGACCCCUCCAUUACCCAUCAGAUCGUGGACCGUCCUGUGGUCCAGGCUGUCGCAGAGGAAGGCAAUGGCGAAGACAACCAGACUUCUCAGAAGCUUGAGCCGAACCAGAGAAUGCCCGGCCGAGUCUAUGUCCAGCCACAGUGGGUGUGGGAUAGUGUCAACGACGAAGAGCUAAAGCGGCCUGACCUCUAUGCCCCUGGUGCCCAAUUACCGCCGCAUUUGAGUCCCUUUGUUCAGAGUACUCACGGUGGCUAUGACCCGACUAUUCCCCUUGAAGACCAACAACCCGAGGAGGAAGCGUUGGCGGACAGCGACGAAGAGGAAGAGGAGGAUGAAGAGGAGGAUGAGGAGGAUGCAGAUGACCUUGCUGUCAAGGCCCCCGAGCCAGCUGCUGAUGGAAUGGACAUUGCCAAGUCUGAUGAUGAAGACGAGAACGAGGCAGCUUCUUUUGGUGGCUUCUCAGAGGCGGAAGAUGCCGACGAAGCCGAAGAGGACGAUGCCGAGGAAGAAGAGGACAAUGAGGAGGACGCCGAGUUACAACGCCAGCGCGAGCUGAUCGCGGAGAUGACUGGGCAGCCAGUUCCACAGAAGGCCGCUCAGAACCCGCGAGCCAAGGCCAAGGCUGAUGCAAGGAAGAAGCUAGCGGCUCAAGCCAAGGAAGAGGCCGAGGAUUUGGAGCGUGCCCGUGGCAUGCUUAGCAAGAAGAAGCGCAAGUUGCAUGAUCAGAUGAUGUACACCAAUAACAAGAAGAGCGCCGAGGACCAGAAGCUAAGAGAGAAGAGGAGAAAGCUGGAAAAGCAAAAGGCAAGGAAGCCGCCGGCGUAG
Messenger RNA from Neoarthrinium moseri, 2061 nucleotides. RefSeq lists its product as uncharacterized. NCBI's taxonomy places the organism in Eukaryota, Fungi, Ascomycota, Sordariomycetes, Amphisphaeriales, Apiosporaceae. Gene Ontology annotation, biological process: maturation of LSU-rRNA from tricistronic rRNA transcript (SSU-rRNA, 5.8S rRNA, LSU-rRNA); ribosome biogenesis. The coding region runs from base 1 to 2061 and encodes 686 amino acids. The record is from RefSeq and is a predicted model, not a curated record. Gene Ontology annotation, cellular component: PeBoW complex; nucleolus. The transcript has a single exon. Gene Ontology annotation, molecular function: RNA binding.